UUGUUCACUUUACUUAUACUUUUCGUCACCAUCUUUUCUCGCCACUUCAUUUUUACUUAUCGCCACUCGAUAUUUCUUUGAACCUGUCCUACUACGAUGUCUUCGAAAAGCACGCUAGGCUUUCAUGACCAAAACGAUCAAUUCCGUCCCCCUCGAGCUUCUUCAGACGAUACAGUCGAUGCAACAACCGAUUCUCGCUACGAAAAUGAGGGCAGUCGUGAUGAACACACUUCGACCAAUAGCAUCCGUUCGAACGAGCACCAGGGGGUGUUCGUUUUAAAGCGCAAGCGACCCGGGCCAGAUUGGUGGGACCGGUCAUGCUCUCCGCGUGCGCAACGUCGACGAGUGAACGGUAUCUUGGGCUCAUCACUGUCCUCGCGGCCCCGACCUCUGAGUGCCGAGGUGACCGAAGGCUUGAUGUCAAUGACUACGCAUCCGAGCCCCAACGCGAACAGCUCCAGGUCUUUACUAGAUGGCAACAGUCAAGGAAGUCAAAUAAAUGACGGCAAAAACUCCCUGAGGCCUGUUGCGGCCUGCCCACGUCGCAGCUAUAGGAUAGCGGCGAUCCUGAACGAUGAUUCAAGAGGUGAGGAUACAGAACGACACGACCGGUCCCCAGACCAAAGAGAUCACUCACCCAAAGAGGAUGGCAAUCAUCUUGGACGUGCUCUUCGAGGCGGCCAACUUAAAGACGCCUCUGGAGAGCCCCAAGCCAACUAUAACUUGGAGUUUCUGCCAACGGCUAUCUCUACACGCCAGUAUCCUUUACCAUAGUCAACUCCAGGCCCUAUGGGUCACCCAGCGCAGUCUGAUCAAGGAUCCCACAGGCCUGAUCACGACUCUGCUCUGCUGGACGCGUCAGACGAUCCUCCAUGCUUUACUCUCUCUAGCGUCGUGGCGAUACCUCGGGAUAAGCGGACGACGGUUGCCUGCAAACGUUGUCGUAGGAGGAAGUCUGUUGGAGAACCGCUGGGGAGAACUAUGUACUGGCAAAGUCCGCAGCCGCUUCCUUACAGCUCGAAAGCUUUUCGUCAAGAUGCUCAACGGCCGCAUUCCUUGA
This is a messenger RNA of Verticillium alfalfae VaMs.102, 1060 nucleotides long. RefSeq lists its product as hypothetical. The transcript has 2 exons. Lineage: Eukaryota; Fungi; Ascomycota; Sordariomycetes; Glomerellales; Plectosphaerellaceae. Bases 575 to 1060 code for a protein of 161 amino acids. The record is from RefSeq and is a predicted model, not a curated record.